This is a messenger RNA of Schistosoma intercalatum, 969 nucleotides long. NCBI's taxonomy places the organism in Eukaryota, Metazoa, Platyhelminthes, Trematoda, Strigeidida, Schistosomatidae. The record is from the annotation of a GenBank genome assembly.
UUUCAUUACAUCACAUAACACAAGUGAAAUGUUCAUUGGAUAGUUAUUAAAUUUUAAUAGUUGAAUUUAUGAGUCUAUGUAAACUAGACCACCAUAGAAAACCUGGACGAAACGGCCGUCUAGUGUUUCCAGGAUUUCUAUGGUGGUCUAGCUUACAUCGACUCAUGAAUUCAACUAUUAAAAUCACAACAAUUUCAAUAAAUCCCAUUCUGAUAAAAAGUUAUUUAAUUAUCGUUUUCAUAAAGUCGAUUUUUCAUUACUCUGUCAACAAAAUAGAAAAUAUUUAAACCAUUUAUUGAAAGAUUUCGAUGAGAUAUAUCAGAUAUUUUUAUAUUAAUACUUUGUCUGAAACUUUAAAUGUUUUGAAAUAGUUUAUUAAAUAUUUCAAGGUCACAACAUGGAAUAUUUUAAUUCAAACGCACUUUUGUAUCAUGUGAAUAAAUCACUAAAUAAAAAAACAAGAAAUUCAGUGGACCGAUGUGACUGCAGCACAUUUAUGAUUGAUAGUUGUCAUAUGCAUAAAUGUCAAAUAAAAUAUUCGUUCAAUUGUUUGGAUAGCUGUUCAGCUAAUACUGUUUUUUAUAGGUAUCACUUAUUUCGGUGUGGUUCAAUAUUAUUCUAUCAUUAUUAUGUAACUUUGUUAAUCUACAAAAUGUAUAAUGUUAACAUUGAAAGAAUUGCUCAUCAUUUCAUGAUAAACCAAUUCAUAAAAAUAAAUAUAAUGCUUUCAUUUGUUUCAUACUCCCGAAAUAAUACUUAUCUUCAAGGUGAGUUAAUUAACUAUAUUGAUACUAAAGGUGAUUUUAAGUAACAACAUCAGACAUUCUUAAAUUCUUGCUAGUUUCAGCGAUAGUUGAACGUUAUUAAUGUGUAAACAUCGUUUUUGUUCACUACUAAAUUAUCAUUUAAAAAGUGACUUUUAUAGUCAGACAUUUAUCAAUUACUUUAUUGUGAACAGUGAUAUGCAUU